This is a messenger RNA of Symsagittifera roscoffensis, 3144 nucleotides long. RefSeq lists its product as uncharacterized. Gene Ontology annotation, molecular function: protein binding. The record is from RefSeq and is a predicted model, not a curated record. Lineage: Eukaryota; Metazoa; Xenacoelomorpha; Acoela; Convolutidae.
ACAGUCAUGUUCUAAAGCAAUUAAUAUUACGUGUGUGGUUUAUUUCUGAAAGGUAUAUUAAGCAAUGAACUGUAUAAACCAUGAAUCAAAGACUUAAAAUAUUUUACUUCUAGUUUAAUCAGCGGCAGAUUUUUCUUGUUGCAGUAUGAAGGUUUCGGACCAGAUUAUUGAGACAUUGACGGGAGAAAAAGCUUCUGAAGUGAAGUUACUGGAAAUCUGUAAUGCUGAGCUCUUGUUCAUCGAAAACCUCCAGAAGUGCUACGAGUUGAGAAUUUUGAACCUUCGUGGAAAUUUCAUCAAAGAGGUUGAAAAUAUCUACACGCUCAAAAACCUGUGGAAUCUUGACCUGGCCCACAAUGAGUUGACAUCUGUCACGGGGUUGUCUCGAUUUGUCGCUUUCGGCACUUUGAACUUGUCGUUUAAUAACCUCGCUUGGAAGAGUCUGGGGGAUAUUAAACAUAUUCACAUCUGCAAUCUCCACCUGCAAGGAAAUGUCGAAAUUGAGAAGGACAAAUACUAUCGGACUCAUAUCAUUGACUCGUUGCCAAACGUAUGGAGCCUGGACGGAAAAUUCAUAUCUGCAAUUGAUCGUCUGGAUGUUCAUAAUUUCUUCACACAGUCUGAAAUGUCGAAGCACCCAAUCAGAUCGAAACUUGCCAAACAGGAGAGGUUUCAGCCCACUUACAAGAAGAAUAUUCUGACAUAUGGGGUGUUUGGGGAAAAAGCGGAAGAACUGUUUAUGAAUUUCCCCACUAGAGAUAACUCACUCGUCAUAAACUCAGAGAUGGACCGGAAGAAGCUGAGCUACAUGGCCUACAAUUUAGAGGAGGAGAUCGAGACAGAGAAGCCAUAUGCAUUCGAUGUGUUGGAGUGUGAGUUUGCUGAGAGGUUCAUGGAGGACUUGUUACACGUAAGGAGCGUGGAACGAGAGAGGUGCAACAUGUUCCUCCUCCUCCUCCUGGCAUCCCUCGACCCCCCAGAAGCUCCUCUUCCCCUUCACCUCAUCAGGGAAAUGCUACAGACUGCACAACUGGACUUCAUCGGAAACUGAACUCGUUUGAGCGACCUACAAGCAGAAUUUCAGUUACAAAUCUUUCUUAUCGACCAAGAUCAGGGUAUAAGCAAAAAGAGUACGCUUCUACGCUAACUUGGCUCCACGAGAAACUUUCCCCGAGACGUCGUGUCGCCUCGGCCACCGCUGCAUCUCGCGCCUCCCCUCUCGCAGCUCCCUCGAGUGUAGACCCGAUGAACGCAGGUGUCGUCGGGAGAAAGCUGAUGGCUGUUGAUAGACCGCUGAGUUCGGCUGGACUGUACAACGAUGUGCUGCGAUCUAGUCGGCAUUCGGGUUCCGCAGUUUACCGACCGACUUCUGGGAAGAAGAAUGCAUUGCCUCCAAGAAUCGGAGACGUGGUUCUUCUGGCGCCUCAAAACAGUGGCCAUAUCAUCUCCAUACCAGACAGAAACAUAGCACUUAUCAUGAUUGCAGAGGCAACAGCUGUGAAUGGGGGUGUGGUGAGUCGUCUGACGAAUGACGAGGAAAGAUUCGUGUAUGUGAGAUUGGACCAGCUGCAGUUUGAUCACACCUUCGGCUGGUGGAAACCAAACAAUUACUUUGGAGACAGAGUCACUCUGAUGGACUCAAAGAGGUACACAAAGUUUAAAGUGGAUCCAGUUCAGUUGGCAUUUGAGACCAGAAUGCAAUUCAACCCAUCCGGCACUCUACAACAACAGCAACAGCAACAACAACAACAGCACCAACAACAACAACCCAAACAGGAUCCUGCCUUGUCAUCGUCAGCACAGACUUCGCUGGUUGCAUCUCUGGUCAGCAGUGAGAGGGGUGACCAGAGUCCAAAUAGAGGUGAAGGGGGAGGGGGAGGGGACAGUCCUGUGGAGUGGGGCAGAAUGCACAGCUCCCAGUUGGAGAGAGUUGAAAUACCCCUAAACGAAAAAGAAGACGAGUUACUAGGAUUAAAAGAAGAUGACGAAAGUGACAGCACCAAGGGAAUGUCUCGGGCCAGCUCCCCAGUCGGCGACUCCAAAACCGAAUCAAAACAGCGACGAAUCGAAUCUCGGCUCGAAAAUGACGAUGAAAUUCAGAAAACGGCUUCAGAUCUAGCAGCCAAGAUUAUCAAUUUAGCUAUAGAAGAAAUUGCAUCAGGAAGCUCUCCUGACGCAUUAGCGGAAGAGAUCUUUUUGCAAAAUGAAGAAAAAACAGAGAAUAUGUCGGAAAACAUCGAAACUUUGGAUAAUUUCCACACCGAUGAUGAUCAAAUAGCAACAGUUAACAUUGAAAUAAAAAAUAAAAAUCUAAUUGAAAAUUGGGACGCAAACGAAGGAGAAGCUAGACCAUUUGGUUUGGAGCGCGCUUCUUACUUGAAUGAGAAAAACGAUAUCAAAGCGCAAAAAGAAAUCACAAUAGACUUAGACGGAGUCAUUGCAAAUGAUUCACACGUAUUCAUCAAUCAGGUUGACAAGGAAAGAGAUGAGAGCAAAAGUCCUACACUUUCUUACCGAGAUAUCAGGUUUUCUUCUAAAGGCGCUAACUGGUCAAAAGGAUUCGACGCAGGGAAAUAUGCAAAAAGCACAGAUGUGAACCCUGUGGGUCCGAAUACUCCAGUAGGAAAGGGCCUCGCCCCCAGAAGGGCUAAAACUGCCUCCACAGCUGGAAGGUUACGCCGAGCCAAACAAAUAGUUCCGACAGUCAAAUCAGGAGGGCGGUGGCUGGCAGGUGGCAAGAACGUAUAUCAGCCGACGGAGCUGAGCGAGAGCUUCCUCAUCCCCGGCUGGGUACAGAGUAUGGAGCCCAGAGCAAAGAAAGCGUACAUGAGACGGAUGGUCGACAGGUACUCGGAGUCGUCAUCGUAUUCAAGGUCAUCAACUGCAUCCGUAACUGUGCCCUCGCGAGUCUCCAUCAGAGCCAUGAGUGCCCAGAUGAAGAACGUCUGCAACAACUGCUCUCCCACUUCCAGGACCCAACUGAUGGAGAGAUAUUAUUCCCCCAAUCUGCUUCCCAGAAUAUCGGACCCCGAGACUCACUGGCGCCACAACUUUGUGUGAACGAAUAUACGUUCAAAAUGAGAUAGUUUCUAAAUGCUAAAACGGCUAAAAUAAAAAACGUUACUUAGCAACAGUUAAAAAAUU